Messenger RNA from Ciona intestinalis (vase tunicate), 2101 nucleotides. RefSeq names its product putative lipid scramblase CLPTM1. Lineage: Eukaryota; Metazoa; Chordata; Ascidiacea; Phlebobranchia; Cionidae. The record is from RefSeq and is a predicted model, not a curated record. Gene Ontology annotation, cellular component: membrane; endomembrane system.
UGCACCGUGACGUUCAGGUUUAAGGUUUUAAAGAAAAUUUAAAAUGGCGGAAACUGCUGCAGUAGCAAACGGAGGAGCUGGGGAAAAUACAGGGGCUGCUGAGAAUCCACAGCAAGCAGCUCCACAAAGUACAUGGAAUGUUGUAACUGGUGUCCUCUUCAGGAUGCUCAUGAUGUGGAUGUUCAUGUCCUGGCUUAGAGGAGGAGGAAAUAAAACAGAAACCCCAGCAACUGAUAGCACCGGGACUCCAGUUCCCGUUGCCGCUCCAUCAGCUAACUUGUUUGGACAAGGUGAAAUGUUGUCUCUAUGGAUGUUUGUUAACGAGAAGGAACGAAUGCAACGAGACAAAUUAUCGCUAAACGAACUGUUCUGGCAUUUAGAUGAAAUAACAUAUGGGUCGUUCACUGAUGGUCCCUUUGGAGAUGGAACUUACACUUACAAUGGUACAAUUGAUUUGUCACAUAAUGUUCAAAAUAACAAGUCUCUUUACAUUCAUACAUAUUUGACCUUGGCUGGCCAUGUCCCGAAUUAUAAAUUUGAUGGCGCAUAUUCAGCACAGCAUGUUGUAUAUGUAAACAAGCAAUUAAACAAAUACAAAAAACGAACAAUUAAACGAACCCAGAAUCUUCUGACUGGUAAAACAGAAACUGACCCAGAGUUAUUAAAGCAUGCUGAAAAGCAAGGUAAUGUUGAACUGCUGUCACAUUGGCACCCAAAUUUAACAAUCAAUUUGGUUGAUGAUCAUACCCCAUGGACCAAAGGAAAAAUUCCAUCGCCAUUAGAUAAGAUGAUACAUUUUGAUGCAGCAGGCAUGACUUACGAACCAAUUGUUUACUUGAAUGAUUACUGGAAUCUCCUACGAGACUUCACUCCUAUCAAUGACACUGUGAAACAAGUGAGCCUGUAUGUAACAGUGCAGCCAAUGUCUUUAUUUAAACUGCAAAUGUACAUUUCACAAAACAUGAGAAGCCAAUGGUCCAGUAUGCUUGGGGAUGACUAUAUGCAGGACUCGGAGCAAGACCAAGAUGCACUAAAAGAAGCAAUUCUUGAGACCAACCCGUAUAUGCUGGGCCUUACUGUUGUGGUCUCUAUAGUCCACAGCGUGUUCGAAUUUCUUGCAUUCAAGAAUGACAUUCAGUUUUGGAAAUCACGAAAAUCCCUUGAAGGUCUUUCAGUUCGUUCAGUUCUGGUGUCCGUGGUCCAAUCUGUAAUUGUUUUUCUUUAUGUAAUGGACAAUGAUACCAACUUUGUGAUCAAGGUGAGCAUCUUUAUUGGGUGUCUGAUAGAUGCCUGGAAAAUCACAAAAGUUAUGUCCGUGGGCAUUAGCAUGGAAAGGAAAUGGUUGGGUUUUAUUCCCAGAAUUACUAUACAUGAUAAAUCAACCUAUGUUGAAUCAGAGACCAAAAAGUACGAUCAGCUUGCUUUUAAAUACCUAGGCAUGAUCCUUUUUCCCUUUUUAAUCGCAUAUGCUGUUUACUCCCUAAUAUAUGACGAACACAAAGGAGUUUAUUCGUAUAUUCUUAGCAUGCUUUAUGGCUUUCUCCUCACCUUUGGGUUCAUUAUGAUGACCCCUCAGCUUUUUAUAAAUUACAAAAUGAAGUCUGUAGCACACCUUCCAUGGCGAAUGUUAACGUACAAAGCACUGAACACUUUUAUUGACGAUAUUUUUGCCUUUGUCAUAAAAAUGCCAACCCUUUAUCGCAUUGGCUGUUUCCGUGACGAUGUGGUGUUCUUUAUUUAUCUUUACCAACGCUACACCUAUCGCAUUGAUCCAAAACGAGUCAAUGAAUUUGGCACUUCAGGGGAAAAUCCUGAUGCACCUGCCGUCUCUGAACUUCCCACAACCCCCAAAGCACUACCCAGCACAGGGGACAAAAAGAAUGACUAGAGUUUUGCAACAUAACUCCUUAAUUUUAAAAUGUGUCGUCAGUAAUUUACAUUAUACCCCAGAGAGCGUUUAAAAGGAUUUUUUGUUGUUAUUGUUUUUCUCAUUGCUUUGUGUUAAAUUUGCGAAACUCUGGUCAAAAACGUGCAUUUGUGAACAUAUUUAUUACCAAUCACAACCAAUCUGUGUGCAAAUAAAAUUUGAAUUUCUAUCCAA